Molecule: messenger RNA, 1319 nt
Organism: Amborella trichopoda
Lineage: Eukaryota; Viridiplantae; Streptophyta; Magnoliopsida; Amborellales; Amborellaceae
Product: protein PHOTOSYSTEM I ASSEMBLY 2, chloroplastic
Biological process (GO): photosystem I assembly
Cellular component (GO): chloroplast
Molecular function (GO): protein-disulfide reductase [NAD(P)H] activity
Source: RefSeq, a predicted model, not a curated record
UGGCCAUCGAUCCAACCCAAAGUUUGAAGCGAAGGUAUAAAUACAGCGAGGAAACGCGCGCAGCUGCCGAGUUUGUUUUUUGGCCACACAGGCGCUUCUAGUUGAAGAUAAAGAAACUCCUCUCUCUUCCUUUCUCUAACAUUGCAGAAAAUGCUUCUGAUUAAACCCUAAUUCUCUGUCUUAGAGUCUUUCAGGGCACAAUCUUUGACCAGAAGCUCUCAUUAUACGAUGGCCAUCUCUCCAUUCAAGCUCGCCAUUUCUUUUGGCAAUUGGGAUUGUAAUCACAGUGUCAGUGGUACAAGAGUCUUAUAUCUUUGUCGUAACCCAUUUGAUAUGAGGAAUCCAUGGAUUUAUGGCUUUAGAGGCUCGAGAUCACUGAGUCUUCAAAGAAGGGCUGGUGUCUUUUGUGAAGCCGUAUCUGAAUCGAAAGCCAAUGGUACUGCAGAUUCAAGCAAUGACUCGGUUGAAGCUCGCAUUUCAAUGGUAUGUAUGCAGGGAGCUCCAUCAUCACUCCCACGACGGUUGUUUGUGACAUCUACUUGUACAACUAUAGCUUUAUACAGUUUUGGUACCAGUUCCAGUUCAGCUGAAGAGAAGCCUUUGGAAGUAAUGGGAGGUCCCACCGAAACUGCAAAACCUGUGUGCCGGAAUUGCAUGGGUAGUGGUGUUGUCCUUUGUGAUAUGUGCGGUGGGACAGGGAAGUGGAAGGCACUAAAUAGGAAACGCGCAAAGGAUGUGUACGAGUUCACUGAAUGCCCAAAUUGUUAUGGACGUGGCAAACUUGUUUGUCCAGUCUGUCUUGGGACUGGACUGCCCAACAACAAGGGGCUUCUCCGGAGGCCUGAUGCUCGCAAGUUAUUGGAUAAGAUGUACAAUGGAAGACUUCUACCAAGCUCUUAACACACACACACUCACUCUCUCUCUCUCUCUGAGGUAGAGAGAAGGAGCAACCCCUGCCAAAUUAUUGUCAUAUUUGAUUAGGUUGCUGGAAUUUCGAAUGUGUACAUGUAUCAUGAAAGCUGGUGUAAUAAGCUCUUAUCUAAGAAUCUCAAAGUUGUAUAUUAGUGGUGCAGCGGAAAAAGCACUUCCACAACUCCAGUUUCCUGGACCCAGUUAAAGGCUCAUCAGUAACAUGGGCUUUGGGUUGGGGUUGGCGUUGAAGGUGAUUCACUUGGCCCCUUAUUCCGGAUUUGGUUUGGGCCUGAGAGUAAUGGCAAUCAGCAUUUUGUACCUGUUUAGGACAAGUCUCUUCCUUAGUUGAAUGUUCUGGUUAACAUUUGCAGAACUAUUAAAAUUUUAUUCUGCUUAGUCUUUAUGCA